Molecule: messenger RNA, 1093 nt
Organism: Microbotryum saponariae
Lineage: Eukaryota; Fungi; Basidiomycota; Microbotryomycetes; Microbotryales; Microbotryaceae
Source: the annotation of a GenBank genome assembly
AUGUCCAACGACCCCUACACCGCGAAGGCUGCGUCCACUGCCUCGCCCGCCGAGAAGAUCAAGGAGCUGCGUGACGAAGUCAUCAAUUCGUCCAAGUGUAGGUCAUUAUCGAAGCCAUGCCUGACACCAGGUGCUUCGCGUGCUUCCCCCCCCACGAUGACGCGCCUCCUGUCUCAACGACCACCGAACUGCUCCGGGGGACCAAGUUGACCUAGGCGUCGCCGAUUAACUUCGUUAUGCAGUCGCUAUGCUCACCACUCGCAGCAAGGACGGUACUCUUCAUUCGAGGGCCAGUGAGUUCAUUCACCCUUCAGCACCUCUUUAUAUGUCCCUCAGGCGGCUUCUGACAAUAUACCCGUUCGCGGUUGAUUCGUCCUUCCCCCUGCCCUCCCAUCUCAGUGAGUCCCGCCUCCGACAAGGGUCUUGUUUUCGUCUUCAUCGCCAACAACGAGUCGGGUAAGUCUGAGAAAAGGCUUGGGGGAUGGAAUGCAGUUUGUCCAAAGACACUGAACUCGCCUCUUCCGUGCCAUCUCCACAGGCAAAUUCGACGACCUCGAACACGAUGAGAACGUCAACAUUUCAUUCUCAGACGCUUCGAGCACCAAUUGGGCUUCGGUGUCGGGCAAGGCGUGAGUGUGGCAAAUCGGCCGCUAACCUUAUUGUGAAGCACCUUAUCUGUAGCUGAGCAGCUCAAUUCUGUGGCAUCAUUGUCGCACACUCAGCAAGACCAUGACGGACCCCGAGUCGAUCAAGCCGUUCUGGAACCCCGCGCUCAAGGCUUGGUUUGGAGACCUCGGUGGCGAGAAGAACGGCACGUACACGGACCCCCGUGUAUCGGCUAUUGUAAAUCCCGCCCUCGUCGUGCCUUGCAUGUCUUUUCUGGCUUCUUUCUGACCAGCCUCGUCUAUCUGCCCGGAUUGUGCAGGAAGUGCGCCCUUCCGAGAUCAACUACUGGGUGUCGACGCGCACCUCGAUCGGACAAGUUCUCGACGUCGCCAAAUCGGCUCUCACUGGGGAAACAGCAGCACCUGGUCACCUGCGCACCAUCUCUGGCUCAGACUUGGAGAUCGCCAAGUCAAGUGAGCAGAAUUAG